Messenger RNA from Centropristis striata (black sea bass), 1819 nucleotides. RefSeq names its product src substrate protein p85-like. Gene Ontology annotation, biological process: regulation of actin filament polymerization. Gene Ontology annotation, cellular component: plasma membrane; actin filament; site of polarized growth. NCBI's taxonomy places the organism in Eukaryota, Metazoa, Chordata, Actinopteri, Perciformes, Serranidae. Gene Ontology annotation, molecular function: actin filament binding. Bases 154 to 1749 code for a protein of 531 amino acids. The transcript has 16 exons. The record is from RefSeq and is a predicted model, not a curated record.
AGAGCCGGAAGUAAAGAGCCUCACCGUCCCAGUUUCUCCAUCAGAAGCUCCGAGGUGUGAACGGACUACAUCCACCAGGGGGAUUUUCAGACAGAUUCAGUCCAGCCUCUGGUCGGAGCUACCUUUGACGAGCACGUGUUUGUCGCAGUAAAGAUGUGGAAAGCAGCAGCAGGACAGUCAGUCAACGUGGCUGUAAACGAUGAGGGGGACGACUGGGAGACUGAUCCCGACUUUGAGAAUGACGUGUCGGAGAGGGAGCAGCGCUGGGGGGCCAAGACGGUGGAGGGCUCCGGACAUCAGGAGCACAUAAAUAUCCAUCGGCUGCGUGAGACCGUGUCCACAGAGCACACCAGCCUGAAGCAGAAAGAGGCAGACGCUGCGCCGAAGGCCUCGCUGGGAUACGGAGGAAAAUUUGGAGUGGAGCAGGACCGCAUGGACAAGUCAGCUGUGGGUCAUGAUUACCAGAGCAAGUUGUCCAAGCACUGCUCCCAGACGGACACCUCCAAAGGCUUCGGAGGGAAGUACGGCGUGCAGGCUGACCGCGUUGACCAGUCAGCUGUUGGGUUCGAGUACGCCGGGAAGACAGAGAAACAUGCUUCACAGAAAGACUACACCACUGGGUUUGGGGGGCGAUACGGCGUGCAGGCAGAUCGUGUCGACCAGAGCGCAGUGGGCUUCGAUUACCAGGGCAAAACCGAGAAACACGAGUCCCAGAAAGAUUAUGCCAAAGGCUUUGGCGGCAAGUUUGGUGUUGAGACCGACAAGGUGGACAAGAGCGCUGUGGGCUUUGAGUACCAGGGCAAAACUGAGAGGCAUGAGUCGCAGAAAGACUAUGUGAAGGGCUUUGGGGGCAAGUUUGGCGUGCAGACGGACAGACAGGAUAAGUCAGCGCUGGGAUGGGACCACCAGGAGAAACUUCAGCUUCACGAGUCCCAGAAAGACUAUAAGCGUGGGUUUGGAGGGCAGUAUGGGGUAGAGAAGGAGAAGCAGGACCAGUGUGCCCUGGGCUAUGAGCACAAGGAGAGCCUGGCUAAGCACGAGUCCCAGAAAGAUUAUUCUAAAGGAUUUGGAGGGAAAUUUGGAGUCCAGAAUGACCGGAUGGAUAAGAGCGCGGGGACUUUUGAGGAUGUGGAGAAGCCGGCUCCAUCUUACCAGAAAACCAAACCUGUGGAGGCUGCUGGCAGCAGCACAGGAAGCAUCAAGGCUCGCUUUGAGAACAUCGCCAAGCAGAAGGAGGAGGAGGACAGGAAGAGGGCCGAGGAGGAGCGGUUGCGUCGACAGGCCAAGGAGAAGCAGGAGCAGGAGGAGGCGCGCCGUAAGAUCGAGGAGGCGCCCAAAGCCCCAUCUCCUGUCCCCGCUAGUCCCAGUCCCACCCCUAGCCCGAUCCCACCGGUCCAGCCAGCUGCUGCCCCGGCCUUCCAGAAGACGGAGCCAGAGGAAGUGUCUCACGACGCGGCUGAGGAGAACGGCGAGCAGCUGUACGAGGUGGAGCCGCAGCAGGAGGACCUGUACCAGAACCCCGAGGAGACGGCAGCAGCAGGAGACGCCCAGCAGUACGAGUACGGCGAGGACCUCGGGGUGACGGCAGUGGCGCUGUAUGAUUACCAAGCAGCCGGCGACGACGAGAUCUCCUUCGACCCCGAUGACAUCAUCACCAACAUUGAGAUGAUCGAUGAAGGCUGGUGGCGAGGCGUUUGCAGAGGGGCCUACGGCCUUUUCCCCGCCAACUACGUGGAGGUUCGGCAAUGAUGACGCCACGCUGAGACGGCCCCGAGGUGUCCCCGUCCUUGUGCAAAAAAAAAAAAAAAGGAAAGGAAAA